CAAAUACCGCUCUACGAAAGACUACGAUCAUACGGGUUCUGCCUCAGGCUGCAGUGCCGCUGCACGCUAUUCACGAAAAUUCAUAAGACGAUAUUAAACGACAUAGAUAACAACCGCAACCGUGUAGUCAAGGGCGAGCCUGUUUGUUCUUCGCUCUCUGAUUGUUCUUGGACCAUUCCCUAGCCUUAGCUACACCCUGCCAGGGCAGGUCCUCCAACCGUGGCCCAUCAGCUAACAGCCAACAGCUAUAGUUCACAGUAGCAGUUCAUACUGACUGUUCCCAUCAAACAUGGCCACCCUUCUUUCACCAGCCGUGUCCAUGGCCACCACAGACUCUACCCCGUUCUCCCAGUACCAUUCUCUCCGCCCGUCUCCAACACCAUCCUCAAGCUCUUCAUCAUCCAGUGGCUCUUUGGAUCGCGCAGAUGAAGAAAAUCUCACCAUCACCACGUCGCGCUCAUUGCUCGCGAGAAACAAGGGGAAGCGAAAGAGCCAUGAAGACAUUCGUCUCCUCGCCAUCUCCACACACAUCACCGAACUCUCGUACAGUAUAUCCGACAUCCAGACGCGUAUAUUUGAAAUACAGGAACUACGACAUAAGUCUCAAUCUUCAGGCGAUGCAGCCGCCACGACCGUCGUCAUCGACAAAGCUCUUAUGACUCUUGAUGAACGCCUUGAAGCUGUCGCCCAUGGCAUGAAAUCCGUGUCUGAUUCUGUUUCCCCCUUUCAGAUCCAGUCAAAUGAUACUCCUGACUCCGAACAAGCUGUACUGGUCCGCAAGCAUGCAGUACUCGUCACCGAAUGGGAAGCCGUGCAGAACGACACGGAUGUUCUGAGGGAGGAGUUGAAAGAGGACAAAUGGCUCACUGUGUUCAGAACCGUCACAGAACAGGCUGACGGAAUGAUGGGGAGCUUGGAGAAGGCAGUCAAUCGUUGUCAGGAUUUUAUUUGGCAGGUACACCGGGGAGGUGCAGAGGAUUCACUCUGGCAGUCCAGGGGCUCAGUUAGUUCGGACAAGAAUCCUCUGAGCAUCGAGGUAUUCAACGAGUUGCUAAGCUCAUUCGAAGCAAAGAAAAAGCACUACGUCCCAGCCACGUCCAAGGUACUUGCGAUCAUUGACAAUGGCGUGCAGAAUCGUGUCACAAAGAACGGGGAGACGCUCCGACGACAUGGAGAAUCUGCUAAGAGGUGGCGGAUUCUCAAGGAGCGAAUGGCCAAGACGGAGAAAGAGAUGGAAGCCGUACGAAAGAUCCUCACGGGUGGUGAUAUGGCUGCCAGUGAAACUGGUUCCACAGUAUCGGGGUAUACGGCAAAUGGCUACCUUGCAACACCCUCAAAUCACUCUUCGAAAGGCCGUGCACCGAGCCGAGCAACAAGUUCUACGAGCACUCUUUCGCGGAGCAUAUCACCUCUGAGAAAGUUUGCAAGGAAGAUCGCCGGUCACGUACGCUCGCCUCCGGCCCCCGUCACUCCAUUGCCUGUAUCACGAGAAUUGUCUUCGGUGUCAAGGGACUCCUCACAAUCACAGGGUCCCUCAUCGGAGCCCACCAAGAUACUACGACGACAACGCACCUCUAUAUUCGCAUUUAAUCGGUCUACCAGUGGUGCCCCACUUACACCAGAGAAGGGACACAAAUAUAGCCACAGCCUCACGCCCGACUCCUCCCCCGCUUCCAAACGCCUUGACCGUGUCGACGACCCGAAUGCAACCGUGAAACUGAAAUUGCUAAAGCAGCCAUGGAACAGCUCAACGAAGGUAGAGGCGCCGGACCCUGCGGCGACCAUCAAGCCCACUCCCCCAAAGCGGUCAAACGCCAAGUCUGUUCUCACCCCUGAAUAUGGUCCUCUUGUGCCGAGCACGCCUUCACGAAGAAGCCUCAGCCGUAGUUCAAACGCGUCUUCACGACCUUGGUCUCCUGUAACUUCUUCUGCAUCCACAAACCCUUCUAUACCUCCUCUUCCACCUCUACGUCCACCAUCACGAGCUCAAACGCCCAGCCUGGGGACGACACCACGCCCACGGCCCAAGACCCCAAGUCAUAUUCCAGCCCCCGCGCUACACUGGCGCUCCGCGUCUGCACGGCAGCCUGAUGGUGAUGAUGACGAAGAGCUCACGACCCUGAUGCAGCGCGCAUUUUCGCCUCCACAUACUAAUACCUCUCCAAGCGCCUUCCGUUCGUAUACCCCGAGCGGCGUACGCAUACCCCCACCACGCCCUCCAAGCCGAUCACAAAUACCCCUUCCCAGCGUGCACGUCUCCUCCGAAUCGCGUCCCUCGUCAUCGGCGUCCUUCUACCGCCCCCAAAGCCCACUUACCCCAGGGUCUCUCCUCAGGGCACAGACACCCGAAUCAACACUGAAAGCAAAAGCUCAACAGAUACCGUUCUAUGGGGGCAUGGGAAACAGUGGGAUUCGUACAUCUGCGCGGCAAACUAUCGCAGGAAAGCUCCCGCCGUCGUCAUUCCGCGAUUCGUCGACGACCCGGACGCCCAACUCGCGUCCGGGGUCGCGAUCAGGGUCGUAUACACCCAUGGAGCGCGACCCAAUGCAUUUAUACGUCCCCGCGAGUGACAAGGACCCACUCGACGUGGAGGUUGCGGUGAUUGUGAAUGCUAUCCCGCAUGGGCUAUUGAUUGAGCGUGUGGACCCCCCUCUGAAGGCGCCGCCGAAGGAGGGGGAGGAGAUCAGGGCGUCGUAUGCGUUUUCGAAUAGUUUGAGUCGGAAAGUGGUGACUUGUAAACUGACGACGCUGACGCGCUCCGGGGCGAGAGGGGGCGGGACGUCGAAGAAGGUUAUGUGUCGGGUUGGAGGAGGCUGGCAAGAUUUGCAGCUCUACAUGCUCAACCGUCAAGCAGGCAUGUAGACUUUUACAAGGAACGGUUACCCAUGCAUCAAACCUGAAUUAUUUUUUUUGCACUUUUCACAUUUCAUCAAUGACGAUCCAGAACGAUCGCACCUAGAGAAUCGCUAGCCACGAAACAAAUUUACUUUUCUUAUUUCUUGUUGGGG
Messenger RNA from Suillus clintonianus, 3009 nucleotides. RefSeq lists its product as uncharacterized. Gene Ontology annotation, molecular function: microtubule binding. The transcript has 8 exons. Gene Ontology annotation, biological process: nuclear migration along microtubule; mitotic spindle orientation checkpoint signaling; establishment of spindle localization. The coding region runs from base 290 to 2863 and encodes 857 amino acids. Gene Ontology annotation, cellular component: cell cortex; spindle pole body; mating projection tip. Lineage: Eukaryota; Fungi; Basidiomycota; Agaricomycetes; Boletales; Suillaceae. The record is from RefSeq and is a predicted model, not a curated record.